Messenger RNA from Eublepharis macularius, 405 nucleotides. It is a transcript of the gene RLN3, whose product is annotated as relaxin 3. Gene Ontology annotation, cellular component: extracellular region. Lineage: Eukaryota; Metazoa; Chordata; Lepidosauria; Squamata; Eublepharidae. Gene Ontology annotation, molecular function: hormone activity. The coding region runs from base 1 to 405 and encodes 134 amino acids. The record is from RefSeq and is a predicted model, not a curated record. The transcript is spliced from 2 exons.
AUGCAUAAGCUCCUCCUGGCACUGGCCCUUGGGGUGCUGUUGUCAGAGAUGCGGCCAGAGAGUGAAGCCCGGACGCCUCCCUACGGUGUGAAGCUAUGUGGCCGGGAGUUCAUCCGUGCCGUCAUCUUUACCUGCGGAGGAUCCCGGUGGAGACGGGCAGAUCUUGGUGCCCUCCCAGGAGCUGAUUCCACUGAAGCCUUUGUUGCAACUUCUUCCUCCAAUGAAUGGGACUCAAUCCGCAUCCCCCCAAAGGACCCUUCAGAUUACUUUGGGAGCUGGAGGGGCCACAGUCCCUCAGAAGACAUCUGGGCCUUGGACCGCGGUGCUCGUGACGUUAUGGCAGGGCUGAGCAAUGCCUGCUGUAAGUGGGGUUGCAGCAAGAGUGAGAUCAGCUCCCUGUGUUAG